CACAUUUAUUAUUGUCGUACCUGCGAUGGAUUAGUUCCUAGCUUUUUUAAAUAUGUUUAAAAGUUUUUUUUUCUGGGGGGAAAUAGUAAUAAAAAAGAAAUAAAACAUUUUAAUGAAAAUAUGACAUACGAGCUGAAUUUAUCUUAUGGUUAUCUUUAGUCUCCUUAGAAAUGUUAGGUUGUUGUUUCUGCCGGAAUCGCCGUCACUGCUUUCCUUCUGCUUCCGUUUUUGGGAGAACAGCCGUGGUUUGAUUUUCUCUGAAAAAAAUGCAGGAUCCAAAUGAAGACACCGAGUGGAAUGAUAUCUUGAGGAAAAAAGGAAUUCUUCCCCCCAAAGAGGUUCCUAAAGAUGAAGAAGAGGACACUUUGGCUGUCCAGCAGCAGCAACAGUCUGUUGUCAAAACAUAUGAAAACAUGACACUAGACGAACUGGAGGAAAAUGAAGAUGAGUUUGGUGAGGAUGAUGAGGCUGCCAUUGAGAUGUACAGACAGAAGCGUCUUGCAGAAUGGAAAGCAACUCAGUUAAAGAACGUGUUCGGGGAACUGGGGGAAAUCUCUGGACAGGAUUAUGUCAAAGAGGUCAACAAGGCUGGAGACGGCAUCUGGGUGGUGCUGCACCUCUACAAACAGGGCAUCCCCCUCUGCACCCUCAUCAAUCAGCACCUGAACAUGCUGGCCCGAAAAUUUCCCCAGACAAAGUUCCUCAAGUCCAUCUCCACCACUUGCAUCCCAAACUACCCCGACCGCAACCUGCCCACUAUAUUCGUCUACUUUGAAGGGGAGAUGAAGGCGCAGUUCAUCGGUCCUCUGGUGUUUGGAGGCAUGAACCUCAAAGUGGAAGAGCUGGAGUGGAGGCUUUCUGAAUCCGGGGCGGUGAAGACAGAAUUGGAGGAGAACCCGAGGAAACAAAUAGAAGACAAGUUGAUGUCAUCAAUCAGGAACUCGCUUCCUACACGGAAGGACGGUGACUCUGAGGAGGACGACGAAUAAGCGGGAAAGAGUCGUGAAACAAACCAGAGGGAACCGCAUGGGGUUUGGCAGCAUUGGAGCAGAGGCGAAAGGGCGUGGCCUUCACCAUGGAGUUCAUAUUUCUAACUGUAGGUGGCGAUCAACCUGCUCUAAGGCACUUGUUGAGAGAGUCCCCGUGUUGCCAAAUUUCUCCUCUCGUGUUUGUCAGUACACUUUGUCGUAAACAUGUGCUGAGAGAGCCACCAAACAUAAAUUGUCAUUUUUUUUUAAUAACAUGACAGUUUUGUCACAAAAAAAUAUACAUUAACAUUGAAUUCACCUUUUCUUUGCCUUAAUUAUAUUUUUCCUAAAUGCUCUUUAUUUGGUAUCACUGCUGAUUAUAAAGGACUUGCUGAAAAAUUA
Oryzias latipes (Japanese medaka) is the source of this 1370-nucleotide messenger RNA. RefSeq names its product phosducin-like 3 (gene pdcl3). Gene Ontology annotation, molecular function: vascular endothelial growth factor receptor 2 binding; protein folding chaperone. Gene Ontology annotation, cellular component: cytoplasm. Gene Ontology annotation, biological process: angiogenesis; positive regulation of gene expression; protein folding. The record is from RefSeq and is a predicted model, not a curated record. NCBI's taxonomy places the organism in Eukaryota, Metazoa, Chordata, Actinopteri, Beloniformes, Adrianichthyidae.